Messenger RNA from Moneuplotes crassus, 2150 nucleotides. The record is from the annotation of a GenBank genome assembly. Lineage: Eukaryota; Ciliophora; Spirotrichea; Euplotida; Euplotidae.
UCUAAGGAAUAUUGAUAAUUUAAAAUAAUUUUACUACAAAAAUGCUACCAAAAAAUAAAUCAAACAAAGAGAUCCUCUCUCGACUAGAAGAGAUCGGCAGUAUUGUCAGAAAGUAUUCAAGCGGUGGACCAAGAUACUCAAGAACAAGUCACAGUGAAGAUUUCCCUGGUUUGCUGAAAGAGCUUAUAGGAGAUCCUGAAAAGGCUGAAUCUGGAUUGAUAUCUCAGUAUGGCCAAAAUGAAAUCGACUCAAAUUCAGGCUCAAUAGUUAAGCAGCUAGAUGAUAUUCUUUUACCUAAAUCAGGGUUGUUCUCCUAUGCUUGGAAAUCAAAUGAGGAUAGUAGCUUAAGGUUUAAUUUCCCCAUUGUUAAUUUACCAAAACAUGCCCAAACUUUGAUAGAGCGAAAAAUGUUUGACAAUCUUCCUGAUCUAUACUCUUGUUUGGCAUAUCCUAUUCAAGAGCAAAUAAAGAAUAUUGUCACAGAUCAAUGACUUGUGCUGUCCUCAUUCGAAUAUCUUCUGUUCUGAUUUUUCACUAAAAUAAGUAGGAUAGAUAGCAAAGACGAUGGAACAAAACUUGUUCUCUCAACACUUGGAUUCAAUGUCCUUGACAGACCUAGAUAUGAGCUCCACCUGUUCUCAAAAUAUUAUUUGUAUCUGUUUCACCAGGCUGCUUAUGGAAAGCAGUUCAAUGUAACUCUCUAUACACAACUAGUUAUUGAGUACUUCCUGAAUCCUGUUGUUCUUGUGGAUAUGAUCAACAGCUCAAUAGAUGAAGCUAAUGAACAAUAUGCUAGCAGUAACCGCUAUAGAUUUGGAGCACCAGGAGGAAACCAGCCAAAGUUGACUCCUUUCAAAAUCACUGAAGAGCCCAGAACUAUCCAGAUGCUGUUCAUCCAUGUUUCAGUGAUGAUUAUUAAAGAUCAAUGGAAGCCUUAUUUGCUCCCAACUCUUCAUAACACAAAAUAUGAUGUUGAAGAGAACCCAGCUAUCAUGAUUAUGAGAAGUAUGCAUAAAUGGUUUAAGACUUUAUUGACUCACAGAGCUGACUUAAUAAACAACAAAGGAAAAAUGUUUAAUCUGUGUUGAGUCUAUCUCACCAUUGUCGCUACUGAGGAAUCAAAUGACGAUGCAUUCUCACUCAUGAUGUCUACAAGAAAGCCAAAGUCAUCGAGGACAGGGUACUUCAGAAUUACCUCAAGCUACACAAAUGAUUACUCGGAUGAAGAGUAUGAUGAUGAGCUUAUUCUCGAUAAAUUCCAUAGAGGAGGAGGUAUGGACCAAGACAGUCUCAAUGAAUGGAUCAAAACUUUCUUGGUCCUUUACACUGAUACUUUCAGAGAUUUCGUAACAUUUAUUGCAGAUGAAGAUAAUAUUAGUGGACUUGACUACCUCGCAAUUUAUGAGCUCUCAGAGCUAUUUAAGGUAGAAGCUAAAAGAACCUUGAACGGGGCUAUCCAGCUUGAGGUCUUGACUAAAAUUUCAAGAAGCAAUAGCAGUAAAUCUGAAUGUAGAGAAUAUCAAGCAUAUAUUCAGCUUAUGCAUGCUAGUCCUGAAUGGAUUGAUCCAUUUAGCUAUGAUAGGCACUUUAAGAGUAAAAUAGACAGAGUAAUUGAUCACAUUGGAGCAAGGUAUCCAGUAUCUGUCACAGGGUUCCCGAACAGCGUUAGUGGAAGUCUUGCUGAGAAUGUUCUAGAGACAAUAAAACAGAACAUUAAUAGAACAAUUGAUAAUUUUAUAUCUAUUGCAAAGAGCUCGAAUAUAGACAGAAAUAAGGACUAUAAUGGCUCCUACAAAGUUACUCCAUUUGAAGUAGUUGAAGAGUCUACAUUCAAGAGAUCAACAAGAUCUAAAGAAUCAGGAAAGUCCAAGAAAAAUCCUUACAAUAAAAACAAGAAAGAUGUAGAUUACUAUUCAGAUUGGAGAAAGCCACAAGGAAAGAAGGAGAACCUUAUUUUGUAUCUGAUAUUCUUUUACCUAAGCAUGAUUGUAGAUAGAGUGAUAUAUCGCGAUCAAGAUCCUUCAAAAUUCGAAUAUCCCAAAACAAACCUCAGGUUCAUGGCAAAACCCCUAAAUUUCCUCGCCUUGGCGAUCACUGUUGGAAUAUUUUACUACAUCUGUUUCUAAAAUUUGGUCUAAUUUCAACAAUCA